UGUCAUUUGCUUGCUUUUUUUCAAUCAAUUUUAUUCAUGAGUUUAUCAACAAAAGUAAACAGUUUUAUGUAAUCUAAAUAGUGUGUGUACGUGAUGUGUACAAUGAACUCAUUGUGAAAUAUAAUAACGGCCCUUUAAUAUCCUGUUGUCCAAAAUACUUAAAUACCUUUAAAAUUGGAUAAAUUUUGAUAAACGUUGGUACGUACGCGUACUUCGACAAACUUUGUAAUGUUUUAUCUCCCGAAGUCUCUGCAGGACACGAAAUGAGAAUUUGUUUGUGUACAUAAUAUACAAGAAUGGGUGAGAAUACUGUUGGUGAAAGAGUACGAGUUGUCACCAAAGAAGGGCCUGUAAUAGGAAGUUUAGAGGAAAGAGAUGGCAAAAAUCUGUACUCCUUCUAUAGAGUUCCAUAUGGGACACCACCUUUGGGUCAACUACGAUUUAGUGCACCCAAACCAGCGGCUCCGUGGCAAGAAGACAUUGAUUGCACCAAGAAGGUGUGUGGCCCGGUGACUGGGGCCGAGCUGGUCACCAAGUGCUGCCUCCUCAACGAAGACUGUCUCUAUGUUCACAUUGUCACGAGAGACCUGAAUCCAGUCAAACCAAAACCUGUCAUGUUUUGGAUCGGCUGUUUCAACUACUGCUGGUCUCUCAAUAUUCUGCUUGAACCAUGCAUCCUUGUAGAUGAAGAUGUUGUGUUUGUGACAUGCAGUUUCCGAGCCGGCCCAAUGGGCUUCCUGUCAAUUCAAAAUGUGGUUGCACCAGGAAAUGCUGGACUAAAAGACAUUGUUAUGGGACUAAAAUGGGUUCAAAGGAACAUUAGUUUAUUUGGUGGGGACCCUAAUAAUGUUACUUUAUUUGGUAGCAGCACUGGCGGUGCUAUUGUCCACCUGAUGAUGCUGUCGAGCAUGACCGAGGGGCUGUUCCACAAAGCCAUCAUACAAAGUGCAAGUGCCUUGAACAACUGGGCUCUGACCAAAAACCCAGCAGCUGCAGUUGUAGAACUAGCUAAAGCCCUUGGGAUUGAAGUUAAAGGUAAUGAUUAUGCUGAAAUUGUAGAAAUAUUGAAAACUCUGCCAGCAGAAGAUAUUGUGAAAGCAUUUUUGGAUAAAAUUGCUGUAGUUGAAGAUGCUACAGACAUCUUCAACCCGAUGUUCAGGCCAUGCAUCGAGGAAGACUUUGAGGGCCACACAGCGUUUCUAUCCAAGAGUCCCUUUCUAAUUUUGAAGUCUGGCAAAUUCAACAAGGUGCCAAUGAUUAUUGGGGGCGACAACAUUGAGACAUCCUUACUCAAGUUUCUAAAGUACAACUUCAGCGAGAAUUACGAGCAGUUGAAUCAGAGAAGUAGUUUUACAUUGCCGAAACAGAUGGCGAGUGGCAUGAACAGUUUGUCAACCAAACUCGUGCAGCAGUUGAUCAACUUCUACACCGGGGAGGACGCAGAGUUGAGCGACGGCACGAAGGACCAGUAUUUGCAGAUGAUCAGUGACUACUACUUCUUGUACUGUGUGAACAAGUCGGUGCGGUUCCACGCGCGGUGGGCGGCCGAGAGCCCCGUGUACUACUAUGUGCUCAACUUCUCCGGCGACUGGUCGGUGCCGCACGAGCUGUGCUACAUGAACUGCGGGGAGAUCCCCUACAUGUUCCAGAUUCGACUCCCGGCCGAGGACCGGUACGCGCGCGGCGGGAGGGACUCCGUGAGGGUCCGCAGUAGGGUCAUCAAGAUGUGGACCAACUUCGCUAAAUACGGGAACCCAACUCCCGACGACAACGACCCUCUAUUCCACAUAACCUGGGACCCAGUAGAGAACGAAGACAGGCUGAACUACCUCGCUAUCGGCACGGAGCUCACCAAGGGACGGAACCCUUACUACGACCGAAUGAAGUUCUGGGACCAGCUGUUCGUAGAGCAAUCCUUCCUGAGGACACUCAUGUAUUUCAACGAUAUGGGCGUUCAGUGGUAGGUUAAUUUGUGGUUGUUGGUAGUAAAAAAGGUGUUUAAUAAGGAUAUAGUCAGCCGAAAGAAAUUACACAUCUUUUUUCCAAGAUCUUUCUGUGGAAAAGAUAAAAAAAAGGCAGAACAAAAGUUGUUCAAGGGGGCGCAAGACGUGACAAAAGUUUGCAUUACGCUCACUCACAUCGCACGGCCUCGAGAGCGAGCGCGACGAAGAAACUUUUGGAACGUCUUAACGUCUUGCGCCCUGUGCUAGUCUAGCAGAACAACCCCCUGAGUCACCCCAUUCGGCUUAGUAUCCUACUUUUGCAACAUCCUGUAUAAGGUUACUUACAAAUAGGCUGUGAAGUAAUAUGGUAUGGGUUAUUUUAUAUUACAUCAGUUUACAGUUUAUUAACUGUCUGUAAUUAUUGAGUGAAGUACCUAAUAUGCCUCAUUUGUGUCACAAAACUAUGGUUUUAUACGGGUUUAACUUUAAAGGUGCUAAAACCACAGUUUUAGUCUUAUUGUUAUUUUUAGUUAUAACCAUAAAAGUAUAGGAUAAGGAUUUGUUAAAUUUAAGAUUUUACUAAUGGGUUUUACUUAUAAAUUUAUAGUUUUACGAGACAUUCCGUUGUUAACAUUCCAAGAUUUUACAAAUUGUACAAAAAAUAUUGUAAUCGAUACCAAAUAUAUUUACUGAUGUUGUUUUGAUCAGUGAACUGAAAGAUCGAUGCCAUAAUUAUGUGUUUAUACUGAUAUGUUAUGGACCAUUUAGUGUAAGUAUACAUUCCUUUUUGUUGGACUACUUCUCUGGUUAAAUAUGUAUAUCUAUAUUUUAUAUUUUUAUACAAAACAAAUAAGUAAAUGUGCCUUCUCCUAUCAUAAAAUAGGUAAGUUAUCUAUAAAUAUUCAUGUUAAGUUUCCAAUAAAAAAUACUGUUUUA
Messenger RNA from Plutella xylostella (diamondback moth), 2879 nucleotides. RefSeq names its product acetylcholinesterase. The record is from RefSeq and is a predicted model, not a curated record. NCBI's taxonomy places the organism in Eukaryota, Metazoa, Arthropoda, Insecta, Lepidoptera, Plutellidae.